Messenger RNA from Danaus chrysippus (African queen), 468 nucleotides. NCBI's taxonomy places the organism in Eukaryota, Metazoa, Arthropoda, Insecta, Lepidoptera, Nymphalidae. The record is from the annotation of a GenBank genome assembly.
AUGUCUAAAUUAAGCUUCCUCGCCUUCGCCGCUGUCUUGACUUUAGGUUACGGUUUCACUAUAAGAGACAUAUGGGACUAUUUAUUAGGAGGCGGCUACGGUAACGGCUAUCACGGCAACUAUCCCGGUUACUAUCCCGGCGGAUCCGGUCUUUAUCCUGGCGGAUACCCAGGACAAUAUCCCGGGGGCAACUACCCAGGAUAUCACCCAGGCUUAGAAGGUCCUCCCGGCGCUCAUCCCGGCUGCCCUCUCUGUGAUUCAUCAGUAUACAGCUACUGCUCUCACAAACAAGCUCAUGAUUCGUGCUGUUGUGAAAAUUCUGCUUUUUCUCUAUUCGGGUGUCGCAAUUCGGACUGUAAGUUCAUCUACGCUAACUCUUGUCAAGAAUACCAUCUGAUCACAAACUGUUGCUGCGUCGACUUACAGAAGAAUGCCAUCGCCCCGCCCAUAGUCGCUGCUGCACCCUAA